Molecule: messenger RNA, 1061 nt
Organism: Mytilus trossulus (common blue mussel)
Lineage: Eukaryota; Metazoa; Mollusca; Bivalvia; Mytilida; Mytilidae
Exons: 2
Coding region: 96-920 (274 amino acids)
Biological process (GO): intracellular signal transduction
Molecular function (GO): protein binding
Source: RefSeq, a predicted model, not a curated record
CCGAAAUACAAAAUGAAAGGAAAACAACAAUUGGGUGAUAAAAAUAGCUUUUAAUUAACAUAAACUUCCGGUCAAAUAGAAAGUAAACACAUUGAAUGUUUACAAAAAAGACUUAUUUAGACCUACUUUCCACAAAUAUGGAUUUAUUUAGUUUGCUGAGGAAUAAUUUAUCACCAUCCAAAAAGAUGAUACAUGCAAUAAACUCAAAAGAUGUUUCAUUAAUAGAGGACAUUUUGAGGUCUGGAUUUAAUGUGAAUUCAAGAGUAUACGAACAAGGAGGCGAAACUGCUCUUCAUAUAGCUGUAUCUAAGGAUAACUAUAGCAAACCUGUUAUUGAAAAACUCAUAGAAUACAAAGCAGAUCCUUCUGUCACAAAUGAUUUUGGUGUCACCUCUUUACACAGAGCAGCUUCAAAUGAUGACGCAGACAUUGCAUUCUUAUUACAACAUGACAAAAGUUCCACAUCUAUAAAUGACUUCUGGGUCUCUUUCACAAGGGAUUUUACUCGCUGGCUGCAACAUCAUACUGUAUCACCAAAAACUUUAAUGAUUCUACUAUUAGCCACCCCAAACUUUGCUAAAUACCCAGAAAAUAUUAGAAAAACUAUGUUUACAACUGUUUUAAAUGAACAGACACCAUUUUAUAACUGUUUGAAAGUUAUGGCUGUGAUAGAUAAAGCCUUGAGAAACCAGCAGAUUGCACAAAUUCCUGAUGAUGACGAAAGGAAAGAAUUUCUGGAAUGGUUAGACAAUUUUAAACGUAAGGUACCAACUCUUCAGCACUGCAGUCGGAUGGCUUUAAGACAAGCAUUUGAUAACAAAUGGAAUGUGAUAUAUGGAACUGAGAGGUUAUAUUUACCAAAAUCUCUAAAACAGUUUGUUAAGUUCAAUGAUAUAACCAGUGUUGGCUUAUCAACUUAAGGGAUUCCAAAAACUGCAUUUAAUUUAGUUGUUAUUAAAUAUUUUAAAAAUGAACACAGUUUCUCAUGUAUAAUGUUUUAUAUAACUAUUUUACUUUUAACUUUUUUUCACUAAGAAUACUUCAUUAAACAGUAAAUUGUA